AUGAUUUUAUUUAAACUUUUUCUGCAAGGUUCAAGCAUUGUUCAGGUUCUUCCAACAACAUCCAGCUGUCAGCGAUGCACUUGCGAAUCUGGUUUGUUCUGGAUUCAUCACCAUCACAGU
Messenger RNA from Haemonchus placei, 120 nucleotides. The record is from the annotation of a GenBank genome assembly. NCBI's taxonomy places the organism in Eukaryota, Metazoa, Nematoda, Chromadorea, Rhabditida, Trichostrongylidae.